Molecule: messenger RNA, 848 nt
Organism: Tripterygium wilfordii
Lineage: Eukaryota; Viridiplantae; Streptophyta; Magnoliopsida; Celastrales; Celastraceae
Exons: 2
Coding region: 106-687 (193 amino acids)
Molecular function (GO): protein binding
Source: RefSeq, a predicted model, not a curated record
GUUUGUUAAUAUUUCUCAUUUCUCCCUUUCAAACUCUGACUAUAUAUAUUCUAUCUCUCUCCCUCUAUCUCUGUUUAUGGUUUGAUUUUGAUUUUUGACGAGUAAAUGACAGCUCCAAACAUGGCAGCCAUCACUGAAUCCCUGGAGAGAUCGCUUCAGAACUGUUCAAUCAAUAAUACUCAUCGGAGCGGCGUCGUUAUAUCAGGGGGGGAGAGUGGCAGAUCCUCUUCUUCUUCUUCAUCUUCUUCAAACUCGCCUCCGUCUGGCGCACCAGAAAGUAAUCGCCCACAAAGCUCUGAAACCACAUUGGAGCUCAACUCCAACCUCUCUCUCCCUUACCAUUGGGAACAAUGCCUUGAUUUAAAGACAGGGGAUGUAUACUACGUAAACUGGAGAAAUGGAAUGAAAGCAAAAGAGGAUCCGAGAACAAACAAGAUUAUGACAGAAUACAACAAUGGAGAUUUUUACUCGGAGUAUGAAGAAGAAACUUCAUAUGACACUGAAGAAUCAUCAUCUGAAUCAUCUCCUUCUCCUUCAUCAUCAAGAUCAAGAUCAAGAGAAAAAUAUGGAGGUGAUCAUGUGCUUGUUGUGGCUGGUUGCAAGAGCUGUCUCAUGUAUUUCAUGGUUCCUAAACAGGUUGCAGAUUGCCCUAAAUGUAAUGGUCAACUACUCCACUUUGAUCGAUAAGAAACUAGCUCCCCGUGAACACAUCCCCAAGACUUUCUUCUUUUUUCUUUUUUCAUUUCCUCGGAAAAUUUGCUUUGUGCUUCUAAAAGAUUUUUCUACGUGUGCAACGUUGAAAAUGUGAGACAGAUUUUUAUAAGUGUGCGAUGAUUUGCUCCUCCUCA